Drosophila serrata is the source of this 1737-nucleotide messenger RNA. RefSeq names its product capricious. The record is from RefSeq and is a predicted model, not a curated record. Lineage: Eukaryota; Metazoa; Arthropoda; Insecta; Diptera; Drosophilidae. Gene Ontology annotation, molecular function: protein binding.
AUGCCGGAGUCUGGACCUGAAACCCAUUGGCAAACUUGGCCAGAACGUAGUUAACCGAAAAAGGGAGACCAGAAACACGAAACUAGCAAGAGAAGAGAGUGAAUAUAAAGGAGGCCAGAAGCAGCGGCCAAUUACCAUGUCGCUGGCCCAUCAUCUCGGCCUCUUCCUGGGCCUGUGCCUCAUCCUCCUGGCCAGGCUGCAGAUGGCCCGAGGACUGGCCAACUGCCCGACUGGCUGUGAAUGUGACGACGACACCCUAAUGGUGAACUGCGGCGAGGGCACCCUGGAUGUCCUGCCCAUCGCCCUGAAUCCCGCCAUCCAGCGGCUGGUCAUUAAGAACAACAAGCUGAAGACCAUCGACUCCUCGAUGCAGUUCUAUGCGCAGCUCACCUUCCUCGAUCUGUCCUUCAAUGACAUGGUCUCCAUCCCAGAGCGCUCCUUUGCCUACCAUGCCAAGCUGCAGGAGCUGCAUCUGGACCACAACAAGAUUGGCCAGGUGUCGAAUAGCACCUUCCAGGGCCUGAGCACCAUAAGCGUGCUCAAUUUGCGUGGCAAUCUUAUCGCCGAGCUGGAAUACCGCACCUUUUCGCCGAUGGUGAAGCUGGCGGAGCUGAAUCUCGGCCAGAAUCGAAUUAGCCACAUCGAUCCGCAUGCCCUUGAUGGGCUGGUCAAUCUGCGGGUGCUCUAUUUGGAUGAUAAUACCCUAACCACUGUGCCGAGUCAGCUUACCUUUCAGGCGCUGCCCUCGCUAGCGGAGCUUUACUUGGGGACCAACUCCUUCAUGACCAUUCCUGGCGGAGCCUUCGAGGACCUCAAGGGACUGACCCGCCUGGAUCUGCGCGGCGCUGGGCUACACAACAUCUCGGAGGCUGCACUCAAGGGUCUGGAGGCCUUGCGCUUUAUGGAUCUGUCGGAUAAUCGUCUAAUGGCGAUACCCACAGCCGCCUUUCAGACACUGGGACGUCUGGAGGAGCUGAGCAUUGGACAAAAUGACUUUGAGGUGAUCUCCUCGGGCGCUUUUGCGGGUCUGCGGGAGCUGCGUCGCCUGGAACUCACAGGUGCCCAGCGUUUGAGGCGUGUGGAGAGCGGCGCUUUCACCGGCAACACCAAUCUGGAGCACCUGAAUCUGUCCAGCAAUAAGCAGCUGAGCGAGCUGCCCGCCACUGCCCUGGGUGGACUGCCUCACCUCAGCACGGUGGUACUGAAGGCCAACCAGCUGAGCACCCUGGACGAGGGCCUGGUGCCCUGGGCUGAUCUCCAGACGCUGGAUCUGUCGGAGAAUCCCUUCGUUUGCGACUGCCGGCUGCUGUGGCUGCGCCACCUCUUGCUUAGCCGGAAUUCGAGUGGUCAGUACGCCCCAGUGAUGUGCGCCUAUCCCUCUGCCCUGCGGGAUCUGCCCCUAGCCCAGCUGGCGGAGCCCCUGUUGGGCUGUGCCCAUGGAGCGGCCAGUAAGCAGGCCAUUAUCGGUAUCCUAGUGGUGGUCUGUGCCGCCCUCAUCACAACCCUAGCCCUGCUCCUCUACACCUGUCGCCGUCGCAUUCGUGAGAUGCUGAAGGGACACUCGGCGCUGGGAAGGAAGGAGCGCGAGUAUCAGAAGACCUUCUCCGAUGAGGAGUACAUGGCCAGGCCACCGCCCGGCUGUGGGGGAGUGCAUCCGGCAGCCGGGGGCUAUCCCUAUAUGGCGGGGCAUGGCAGCAGCAGCGGCAGGCCGAUUCCGGUCACCGAACUAUAGCUAGA